UCGAUGAAGAUCAGUGUCCAAUUUCUCAGCAUUUUUUGCAGGAAUUCCAAAGGGUUGAUAUACUUUUUUCCUCCCAGGUUGUGUCCGCUUUCCAGUAAAUGCGGGUCUCGCCCUCACCUGCAGGCUCAGCUACUUAAGGUCACCUCCAGUUCUUGGUGUUUGUUUUGCCCCAAACGUUUGCAGAUUCCAAUCAGGCAACGGCAGCAAUAGUCGUGGCAGUCAAGAGUCAAGUCACACGAGACCUGCACAUAAUAAUAGAUAUGUUUCUUUUUUUUUUUUUAAUAAAAAAACAGAAGAAAAUAACACGGGGAUGCUGUUUUUCCUUUGCCAGUUUUUGUUGGCUGCAGGUCUUCAUUCUUGCUCCAGGAACACGACAACAUAUUCCGUCAUGCAACCAUUUGCAAGUGAACGCGUCCAGAGUUUCAGACGGAUGAAACGGGAAUGGGUCAUCCCUGACAUCAACGUCCCAGAGAAUGACAGAGGUCCAUUCCCCAAGUUCUUGAUUAAGAUUAAAUCGAGCAACGAGGAAAAGGUGGCCAUCACCUACCUGGUGGAAGGCCCCGGGGCCGACCGGGCCCCCGAGGGCGUCUUCACCGUGGAUCGGCGCUCUGGCGUUCUUUACGUGACCCGACCACUUGACAGGGAGAAAAUAAGCAGAUAUGUUCUAAUAGCACACGCUACGGUCGACGACUCCAAGGCCGAAGAACCAAUGGAGCUGGUCAUCAAUGUGCUGGAUCAGAACGACAACGCCCCAGAAUGCACUGGCGCGCCUUUUUAUGGAAACGUCAGCGAAAGCGCAGACGUUGGUGAGUCGUUCAUGAGGAUAACGGCAGUGGACAAGGAUGCGCCCAAUACAGACAACGCGGACGUUCGCUAUCGACUGAAGACUCAGACGGCUCACAGCCCCAAAGACAAAAUGUUUAGCAUCAAUCCAUUCAACGGAUUGAUCAGUACGAUGUCCGAGGGCCUCGACAGAGAGACGCAGCCAAAGUACAAGCUGAUCAUGGAGGCUGCCGACAUGGCAGGAGAGGGUCUCCGUACCACGUGUACCGCCAUCGUCAGCAUCACUGACAGCAAUGAUCACGCCCCACAAUUCGCCUUCACGUCAUUGUCUGCUUCUACGCCUGAAAAUGACGUUGGCCGUGAGGUGCUACGGCUAACGGUGACGGACGAGGACGAGUUAGGAACACCCAACGCCAACACCAAGUACGCAAUCAUCGGAGGCAACCACAGAGGCCACUUCAGCGUCGAAACAGGACCCUCGAAAAUGGAGGGAAUACUCACUACGGCCAAGGCUUUGGACUUUGAGCGUGAGCCUGUGCUCAAACUGCUACUGGUGGUAACAAACGAGGCUCCGUUCAGUGCGCCCGUGUCCACCUCCACGUGCACAGUCACGGUAACCAUCUUAGACCAGAACGAGCCACCCAUUUUCACGCCAUCGCUCAUCCACCGGAUCUUCUCGGAGGGGCCGCCAGAGGGGAGUCCGGUGGCAGACCUCAGAGCUGAGGACCCAGAUACCGCAAAAUACCAACGUGUCAGAUACGCGCUCCACAAUGAUUCUGCCAGGUGGUUGGAUAUUGAUAAGGAUAAAGGCGCCGUCAGAGUCAGAGGCAACAUGGACAGAGAGUCUCCGCAUGUCCAAGACGACAAGUACACCGUGCUGGUUUUGGCCUAUGACAAUGAGACAGUGCCAGCUACCGGGACGGGGACUCUGCUCGUGAACUUGUUAGAUGUGAACGACCACCGUCCGGUGAUCAAACAGAGGAAAGUCAGGCUGUGUAACAGGGAGCCCGCCCCAGCCCUGCUAGACCUGGAGGACCGGGAUGGAGCGGGUCAUGCCGGACCCUUCACCGUGGAGCUUCAAGGGGAGCACGGCAUCAACUGGACUGUUGGCAUCAACUCCACAAGCCACGUGGCCAAGUUGUCUCCCAGACGGGUGUUGUCGCCCGGGGACUACCAGGUGGUGAUGCGCGUCUACGAUGCCGACAUGCUCUCCCAGGACAGUUCUGUCCACGUGGAGGUUUGUCCGUGUCAAGGAGAUGUCAUCAACUGCUUUGUGCCACGAGAAGCUCCUCCAGAACCAAGUCGCCUCCCCUCCUUGGCCACGUCUGCUCUGGGAACAGUUCUCGGCCUUUUGCUCCUGCUGCUGUUACUGCUACUUUUGCUGAGAAGGAGGAGAGGCAGAAGCGACACAAAAGUUCACGUUGGGCAGCUUAAGAAUGUGCCGAGGGACAACGUCUUCUACUAUGACGACCAGGGAGGGGGCGAAGACGACCGGGUGCGGACACUUUAUUGGGAAUACGACCUUGGACAGCUGCACACAGGACUGGACCAUCACCUCGAGGUCUUCUGCGCGGACGUUCGUCCGAGUCUUCGCAGUCAAGCCGGCUUCCGCCUAAGCCGUCGACCCACUGACGACAUCAACAAAUUUAUUGAAGACAAGGUGCGCGCUGCAGUCACCGACCCCACGGCGCCCCCCUACGACUCCCUCCUGGUGUUCAACUACGAGGGGCUCGGCUCGGAGGCGGCUUCGCUCAGCUCCAUCUGGUCCGAGGACUCGGGCGAGGAGGGGGACUUUGAUGAGUGGGACCUGCAGGGACCGUGCUUUCGCAGCCCGGCUGACGUGCAGGACUGUGACGACUUGCAAACGCUGCCGGGAAAAACUGAGUGGGUCUGACAGACUGUGAAAGGGUUAUCCUUAAAAAAUACAUCAAUCGCGUCAUUAACAUAAAAAUAAUCCUAAUGGAAAGCCCAAAUGAUUUUUGGACUCGGAUUUUUUGUUUCAUUUGUAGAAACUGAAAAUAACGUUUCUUAAUUUUACAUGCAUUUAUUAUUGUACUCACCAAUGAUUUAAUU
Molecule: messenger RNA, 2856 nt
Organism: Syngnathoides biaculeatus (alligator pipefish)
Lineage: Eukaryota; Metazoa; Chordata; Actinopteri; Syngnathiformes; Syngnathidae
Product: B-cadherin-like
Exons: 15
Coding region: 311-2677 (788 amino acids)
Biological process (GO): multicellular organism development; cell morphogenesis; adherens junction organization
Cellular component (GO): catenin complex; adherens junction; plasma membrane
Molecular function (GO): cadherin binding; calcium ion binding
Source: RefSeq, a predicted model, not a curated record